AUGAGCACCCAGUCCGCAAACCUACUGAGGAACCUGGCAAUUCAGAGCUUGCUGAGGGACAAGACCUUGACCAUGGAGGCCCUGGAGGAAUUGCCAGGGGAGGUCUUCCCAGCACUGUUCAUGGAGGCCUUCACCAUGGGGCACGCUGAGGUCCUCAAGGCCAUGGUGCUGUCCUGGCCCUUUCCCUGCCUGCCCCUGGGAGGCCUGAUAAGCCUAAGGAAUGCAGAGACUUUGGACUCUCAGGAGGAUGAUGCCCAGAUGCUGGAAAGGAUGUUCCUCACUAUUAUGGAUGGCCUUGAUGUGCUGCUGAGGCAGAAGGUUCGCUCCAGGAAGCUGAAACUACAAGUGCUAGAUAUGCGGGUCAAGCACCAGAAUUUCUGGAGAGUGUGGGCUCGAAAUGAGUUGCAAGUUUGCUCUGAAGAAGCUGAGAAGAAGAAAACAGAGGAGCCUGGUUCUAGGGGAACAAAAAAACAGCCCUUCAAGGUCAUUUUAGAUCUCUGGCUCAGUCAGGGAUUUCUGUGUGUAGUGGAAGCCUUCCUCAUCAACUGGGCCCUGGAAAGGGAAGAUGUGGUACAGCUGGACUGUAAGAAUCUGCGUAUAACAAAUGCAUGCUUUCCUACCGCCAAAGACUUCCUGGAAUUGCUGACCCUUGAUUCUGUGCAGGAGGUCCUUGUGGGUCAGGGCUGGACACUCUUUACCUUGGCUCAAUUUGCCCCUUUCCUGGGCCAGAUGCAAAAUCUUCACAGACUCAUUCUCUGUGAUAUCUCUCUGCCGGCCAUCCAUUCAGCAGGGAAAAGAGAGCAGUUAUUCACACAAAUCGCCUCUCAGUUUAGGAACCUUCGCUGUCUGCAACAGAUUUAUGUGGACUCUGUGAACUUGCUAGAAGACCGCUUGGAUCGGGUACUCAGGUGCCUCCCGACCCCGCUGGAGACUCUCUCAUUAACUCACUGCCAGCUCUCACACUCUGACUGGAUCCAGCUGCCCCAGGCUGAGCAGACCAGACACCUGGAAGUCUUGGUUCUGAGUUGUAUCCCAAUGACUGACUUUAGCCCUGAGCCCCUCCAAAUACUCCUCAAGAAUGUUGCAGCCACCCUGACCACCCUGCACUUGGAAAAUUGUGGCAUCACAGAUGCGCAGGUCUGUGCCUUUCUACCUUCCCUGAGCUGCUGCUCCCAGCUAACUGCCUUCUGCUUCGCGAGGAAUUUCGUGUCCACAGACACCAUGAGGAAGCUGCUCUGCCACACCGCCAGGCUGAGCAACUUAAUCCUGGAGGUGUACUCAGCUCCUCCAGACCUUUGCUUUGCUAGCCAUGGGGUUGACCCCCAUCUACGAAACCAGGAACUUGAAGACCUUAGGAGGAUCCUGAAGCCCAUAAACCAUCCCAGGACAGUCUACUUCUGUACUUUUCACUGUGAACGCUGCUGCCACUGGAAAGUCUACAACAUGCACCCUCCACCAUGCCCAGACUGCAUCCCCAUCUAG
Molecule: messenger RNA, 1482 nt
Organism: Chinchilla lanigera (long-tailed chinchilla)
Lineage: Eukaryota; Metazoa; Chordata; Mammalia; Rodentia; Chinchillidae
Product: PRAME family member 20-like
Exons: 3
Coding region: 1-1482 (493 amino acids)
Biological process (GO): positive regulation of cell population proliferation; negative regulation of cell differentiation; negative regulation of apoptotic process
Cellular component (GO): cytoplasm
Source: RefSeq, a predicted model, not a curated record